Messenger RNA from Spirodela intermedia, 237 nucleotides. NCBI's taxonomy places the organism in Eukaryota, Viridiplantae, Streptophyta, Magnoliopsida, Alismatales, Araceae. The record is from the annotation of a GenBank genome assembly.
AUGCAGAAAGAGCUCGUUUGGCCCGUCAUGAAGGCGUUGUUGCACUCGUCGUUCGUGCUCGCGUUGGUUGUGGCGGCUGCCGUCGUCGGCAGCUGUUCUCGGCCGCAGAACGGAGAAGCUCGAAGAGAUGGAAACGCUAAGGACUUGGCGACGGCUGGAGAAGAAGACUACAGUUACAGCGAACCCGUUCCGGUGAUGUGUCCUGGUGUUCAUGGGGCCCCAAUCCCCCACGCCUGA